Molecule: messenger RNA, 1030 nt
Organism: Penaeus indicus
Lineage: Eukaryota; Metazoa; Arthropoda; Malacostraca; Decapoda; Penaeidae
Product: cytosolic Fe-S cluster assembly factor NUBP2-like
Exons: 5
Coding region: 18-722 (234 amino acids)
Biological process (GO): iron-sulfur cluster assembly
Cellular component (GO): cytosol
Molecular function (GO): ATP binding; iron-sulfur cluster binding; ATP-dependent FeS chaperone activity
Source: RefSeq, a predicted model, not a curated record
AAUCAAGCAUAGCUGUCAUGUUAGCACAGAUCCUAGCACACGAUGGCAGAAAAGUAGGGCUUCUUGACGUGGACGUUUGUGGUCCAAGCGUUCCCUCCCUCUUGAAGAUCGAAACCCAGUCAGUGAUGGACUCGCAGUGGGGAUGGAAACCUAUUGUGUCUCCUCAAGGCAACAUUAAGACCCUAUCAGUAGGAUCGCUCCUGAGUUCGGGAUCUCAGGCAGUGGUGUGGAGAGGACCUCGCAAAACUGCUUUGAUUAGGCGUAUGAUAAAGGACACUCUGUGGGGACGGUUGGAUGACCUGGUAAUUGACACCCCCCCUGGCACCAGCGAUGAACACCUGACCAUCAUCAAACUGUUGGCCAGCACCAAACCUGAUGGGGCAGUUAUCAUUACAGCACCACAAAAGUUGUCAGCAGGUGUGGUAAGCAGAGAGAUUCGAUUCUGCCAGAAAAUGGGAGUACCAAUCUUAGGCAUCAUAGAAAAUCUCUCAGGAUUUUGCUGCCCCUGUUGCUCUGAAGUGAGCCAGGUAUUUUCAUCAGGUGCAGGAAAAUACCUUGCGGAAAAAUACGACAUACCCUUCCUCGGCUCUCUGCCCAUUGACCCUCGCCUGUCAUCGGUGCAACAAAAAGGAAUAUCCAUGAAAGAGGAACACCCCGACUCUGGUGUCUCGGAAGCCAUGAGCCACAUUGCAAGGAGGAUCCUGGAAGCUGUUGAAAAGUAAAAGAAAAAAAAGAUAUAGGAAAUUUUAAGCUUUUAUUGUUUUUUUGAGAGACUAAGAGCUAUGGUGUAUGUACAAUUGCAAAACGGGAAUUUGUAUAGAUAUAUUUUUUAAUGUAGAAAGUGAAUUUAUAUUGAUAUAUAAUUGCAGUAUGGAGAAAGUUCACCUCAGGGUAUGGAACUACAAUAGGACAUUCCAAGUGAUACGUGUCCUCUGUUUUUAUGUGUAUUUGAGUAAGAAUAAUGUGGUAAUGUUGUUUUGUGAAAAAUAUAUUUUGUUACUGUUAUUCUGUUCUAAAUAAAAGGCUAUCA